Messenger RNA from Gongylonema pulchrum, 261 nucleotides. The record is from the annotation of a GenBank genome assembly. Lineage: Eukaryota; Metazoa; Nematoda; Chromadorea; Rhabditida; Gongylonematidae.
AAGGCAAAAGAAGUGCGGAAAGAGCAGUGUGUGAUUUCAGGUAGUGCUGCUACUCGUGGACACGAUGAUUUAUUCUCGGAACUGGAAGCAACGCUCAGCAAGCGUAAAAAUCAAUGCGAUAAUGCUGAUUCACGCUCCAUUGGAAGUGACACAGCAGCAUCGACAACGAAUGCCACCAAUGGUACUUUACGUCGUCCAUGGGAGAAGCAAGUGAAUGGCAAUGGAAGUGUGACCGAUUCACCAAAAACACAUCGCAAGUAA